This is a messenger RNA of Zalophus californianus (California sea lion), 1611 nucleotides long. Its product is annotated as zinc finger protein OZF-like. Bases 1 to 1611 code for a protein of 536 amino acids. The transcript has 6 exons. The record is from RefSeq and is a predicted model, not a curated record. NCBI's taxonomy places the organism in Eukaryota, Metazoa, Chordata, Mammalia, Carnivora, Otariidae. Gene Ontology annotation, biological process: regulation of DNA-templated transcription.
AUGGCACUCAUCUACAACUGUACUGAGAUGCAGGAUCCUGGCCAUGGUUCAAAUAAAGCCCUCUUCGUGCUAGUGCGCCCCGAAGAAGAAAGCCGAGUAGCCAUGGAGGAGGACUGGGAAGGAGAGGCUAACAUGAGAGGAGAUCGCGUGGAACUCUACAAAACCCUUGGAGCCCCAGAAUUUGCUCCUAACUCAAUAACCUUUGAGGAUGUGGCCAUGGACUUCAGCCAGGAGGAAUGGGCGUUAUUGAAUUCUCGUCAGAGAAAACUGUACAGAGAUGUGAUGCUGGAGAACUAUAGAAACUUGGCAUCUCUGGAAAAGCAGCUCAGCAAACCCACUGUGAUCACCCAGAUGAAACAGGAAGAUGAAAUGAAAACAGGGACAGGAAAUCACCAAGAUACCUGUUCAAAUGGGAUGGUUCUCCUUAAAACCAAACAACCACAACAUAAGCAAGAUAUUUUGGAGAAAGAAGCACUCAGUGGCAAGAAGCAUGAAAAAACUUGCAUUAGAGAGAAAUAUUUUCAGUGUAGCCAGUGUGGUAAAGUAUUACAGAACCACUCAUCCUUUGCAUUGCACAUGAGAACCCACAGUGGAGAAAAACCCUUUAAAUGUAACCAGUGUGGGAAAGCCUACAGUUCAAGCUCUUAUCUUACACGGCACAAGAGAAUUCACACUGGGGAGAAGCCCUAUGAAUGCCGUGACUGUGGAAAAACCUUCAGAGAUAGUUCACUUCUUAGACAACAUGAAGGAAUUCAUUCAAGGGACAAACCUUACAAAUGUGAUCAGUGCAACAAAACCUUCGGUAGAAGCUCUAGGCUUACCAUGCACAAGAUAAUACAUACCAAAGAGAAGCCCUAUGCCUGCAAUGAUUGUGGGAAAACCUUCAGUAUUCUUUCAUACCUUACAAGACAUAAGAGGGUCCACACUGGUGAGAAGUCCAUUGAGUGUAGCCACUGUGGAAAAGCAUUAAGUAGUCCAUCAGCCCUGAAGACACACCUGCGGAUACAUACUGGAGAGAAACCUUACAAGUGUGAUCAGUGUGGGAGGACUUUUAGAAUGAGCUGUAAUCUUAAUGUGCACAAGAAAAUGCAUGCUGGAGAGAAACCGUGUACUUGCAAUGACUGCGGGAAAGCCUUCAGGGAUCACUCGUGCCUUAAAGAACACGUGAGAAUUCACACUGGGGAGAAACCCUUUGCAUGUAAUCAGUGUGGGAAAGCCUUCAGAGUGAAAUCUUUUCUCACUUUGCAUAAGAAAAUUCACAUGAAAAUGAAACAAUAUGAGUGUAAGGAGUGUGGGAAAGCCUUCGGUGGUCUCUUAUCUCAUAGGAGACACAUGAAAAAGCACACGAGGGAAAAGAAACCCUUCAAGUGUAAUGAGUGUGAAAAGGCUUUUAGGAGACAUGUGUCCCUUACAAUACACAUAAGAACUCACACUGGAGAGAAACCCUAUGAGUGUGAUCAAUGUGGGAAAACCUUCAGCGUAAGGUGUAAUCUUACUGUGCACAAGAGAGUCCAUACUGGUGAAAAGCCCUAUCAAUGCAGUGUCUGUGGACAUGCUUUCAGUAAGCUCUCCUCCCUUCGACGGCAUCACGAGAGCACUCAUGCUGGAUAA